AUAGUUGCUCAUUAAUCUGGGGUUGAAGGCUAGUCCAGCUUAGUCCCUGGUCACCAGGCUAAUAGGCCUUAGCACUGAGGAGGCAGCUUCCAGAAGUUGGACUGGAGAGUAAGUUUCCCUUCUGCUACCCCUUCACUCUAAAGAAAACGUUGGUAAGGACCAUGCUCCUGCUUCCGUCGCUCCCUGCCCUUCUCCUGUGUGUGGUGGCCAUAUCCUCAUCAAAGUCACAAACCUGUGAGGAUGCCCUGAAGUCUUGCUCUGUAAUAGCCUGUGGCAGAGAUGGGAGAGAUGGACCCAAAGGGGAGAAGGGAGAACCAGGUCAAGGGCUCAGGGGCUUGCAGGGCCCUCCAGGGAAAGUGGGGCCUCCAGGAAAUGCAGGAGCUCCUGGAAUUUCAGGACCAAAAGGCCAAAAAGGGGAUCCUGGACACAGUGCAGCCAUUGAAGCAAAGCUGCUGAAUUUGGAGGCAGAGGUGAGGACCCUAAAAUCAGAACUGGAGCACACCAAGAAGUUGCAUGCCUUCUCAAUGGGCAAAAAGUCUGGGAAGAAGUUCUUCGUGACCAACCGUGAAACUAUGCCCUUUUCCAAAGUGAAGGCUCUGUGUGCCGGGCUCCGGGGCAAUGUGGCUAUUCCCAGGAAUGCUGAGGAGAACAAGGCCAUCCAAGAAGUGGCCAAAGGCAACGCCUUCAUAGGCAUCACAGAUGAGGUGACUGAAGGCCAAUUCAUGUACGUGACAGGGGGGAAGCUCACCUACAGCAACUGGAAACAGAACGAGCCCAAUGACCAUGGCUCGGGGGAGGACUGUGUCAUUAUGUCAGAGAGUGGCAUCUGGAAUGACAUUGCAUGCCAGUCUUCCUUCAUCGCUGUUUGUGAGUUCCCGGCAUGAGGAAGCUAGUGCCUCCUGCUUCUCCAACUCCUCUCUGAACUCUCAGUUGCUUCCUAAGAAAAUUCAGUACUGGUUUCUCAAGCUUAGUGUUAGCUGAUUCUUUUGAGGAGAGUGAAUGUAUUUGGCUGCGGCACGAGGACAUAAGGAGGCACCAGUGUCUGGUCAAGCACAGGGCAAAGGUCACACCUGUUUUGUUAGGGGCACAGCAUUGACUCAGAGUCAACUGUGGAAAGCUACAGUAAAUCCACUCCUUUUGCAAUGACGGACUAAAGGUGGACCAUACCCAUGUCACAGUGGCAGCUGAUCUCAGCCAUCUAAAAGGUCUGAUUCCUUUUUUCCAUGAGUUGUCACUAAAUGGUGCCAAACUCGAGUGUUUGAAACCACCCUCAGUCUA
Peromyscus maniculatus bairdii (prairie deer mouse) is the source of this 1278-nucleotide messenger RNA. Its product is annotated as mannose-binding protein A-like. Gene Ontology annotation, cellular component: multivesicular body. The record is from RefSeq and is a predicted model, not a curated record. Lineage: Eukaryota; Metazoa; Chordata; Mammalia; Rodentia; Cricetidae.